GUGAUUUUUUGCCAAACUUGUGCCCCCUUCUAAACAAAAUCGACGGGUCUGAGCGUUUUUAAAAAAAAAACUGAGCUUCCAGUAAAUGCGUCUGUUUUGUUUUCGAUGCGCCAGGCUGUAUAUAUAGAACAUAAAAAUGAAACUAUCAGAUUUCAUCAAAAGCUUUGUAUUUCUGAGUCGACUUUGGUCCUGGCAGGUUCAUUAAAACGGGUCCUUUUUGAAUAAGAUUAUGCAAGAAAAACGAAUCAGAAUGUUGUUCCGAGCGAAUGCGGCGAUACUUCCGGGACUAAUAAAAUGUUACUGAGAAGAGGGGAUGCUAAGGCAUUGUUGAAAUGACUGGGAUAGUUUGGAUCCUCUAGAAUCUAGAAGAUAAUUUUAAUCGUUGCAAAGAUUAAUUCAGGUAGCGAUCCGUAUACAAGACUGUAUGUAGAUCUUGCUAGAUUUUAUAUUUGAGAAGAAGAUCAAAGGCUCAGUAAUCUUCCAGUACAAACUGCCAAAAAUGACGUGUAAAGCAACGUCAUUGGGCAAUAUAUAAUUUUCUGGUCUAUCCGCAGUGCAACUUAUCAUUUUAAGCUACGAUUUGUGUUGUUUUUGCGUUUAAGCAGUUUUUCUACCCUAACGAGACAAAAGCUGGAAAUAUUGAGUCAUGACUCGUUACGGGCUUGGAAUGUUUAUUUUGAGGAUUAUCGUACCUGUACUGAUCUCGAUGAGUAUAAUCGUACGACCCUCUUUCAUGUGUUUGAUUUACAUGGCAAUGCUGCUGUAUUUACCGUUUAUAAACCUUCUAGACGAGCGGAACAUAGAUACAGGAGCAUUCAAGUAUAUGAUGAUUUUUUUACCGUUCCAAACGUUUGCUACACAGGCCGGUUUCUAUCUUUAUACCCUCAGUACAGACGAGAUUUCGAUGGAUGAGAACGCAAGAAUGCGUCGCCUGAUGAAGAACAUAGGUCUGAGUGCAGUAGAUUCCUCUAAGCCACUGGAAAUAAUUUUUUGGAUGGGCCCUGAAUGCGUGAUGUUGCUGGUGUCCAUCUUGUAUACAUGGGCGGUGAAAAUGAUGGCUAGCGCUGGUUCUAAGGAGGCUAUGGGCUAUAUGGAUAUAAAUGAAAUACGGCAGGAGAAGCUCAGAUAUCUACAGGUGUUUACCUCUGCAGGAAAAUUCAUAACCAUCUGCAUGUUACUACUCAGUGCAUUGUGGAAGCAUGCAGUUUUCGGCUUGCUCUACUUCCUGCUCUUCCUUUUCUUCAUAAGCUGUUGGGCGUUCAACAAGGAUCUGCGCAGAUUGCUUUCUAUAGUCCUUUUCUUCUGCAUGCCAAUUGCAAUGAUACAUAUUAUCUGGGAGUAUAUGUAUCAGAUAGAGAUUAUACAAGAUAGCAGUCCUGAAGAGACUAUAUACAAUAGGUUGUUUGGAAUCGACCGCCUAGCAACGCCGUCGCCCACAUAUGGACCGGAUUUUACUAUGUAUGUUUUUAACACCAAGGAUUGGAUCAACUUGUUACAUCCCAUCAUACUCUACGUACUUUACUACUUCAUGGUGAACACCGCUCUCAUGCUUAGAAAUCUUGAUAAAUUUCUCCUUGAAGAUAAAAGGAGGGGUGUCCGAACAAAAUGGAGGUCUAUCACCAGAAAAGUGAAGAGGAUGAUGCAGGGAAGAAAGUUUGAGAUGAACAAGAAGCCUGUACAUGACCAUGGUCACGAUACAACUAGAGACCGAAGAUGGAGCCGUUCAUUCCAGCUACUGAAAUCCUUCUUAGAAGUAACUCGUCGCUAUUCAUAUGUCUUAUCCAUCUGUGUAAUAAUGGUAUGGUCAAUCACAUUUAUAAACGUUACGUCAAUCUGGAUGUUGAUAUUAGGAAUCGUCCUCUGGAUGAUACCUGACAAAAGGAAAGCCACACUAAUCUGCAGCUUCCCACUUUGCAUUUACGCUUACCUGAGUAUGAUGUACACUUACAUGCUUGGAAUGGGAUACUCGCAUCUGUUUGAGAUAAAAGCGCUUGGACUAGGGCAAAUGUCCAUCUUCCAAUUCAUGGAGUUCUCACGCAAGAGCACUGUAGAAGUAAUCAUCAAACUAUUGUAUACUGUUCCUUUUUGGUCGACGAUUCGUCAUUAUAUGGAGGAAAGACAACGCAAAAGGACGGCCAAAUACGAUAUAUUACGAACUCAAUCUGAAAUGAUUGAGUCAGAGAAAUCGCUUAGAAGUAGAAGCUUAUUAGAAAAGGUAUUAAAGACGUUUUUUGUGAAGUACUGGCUGGUUGUGCUGACAUUAUUUCUAUACGCUGUUGCGAUAACUGGUGUUAACAUUGGUAUUAUGAGAGCUUUGGAGAUGUUCCAGUGUAUCCUCUUUUUGUUCAUUUUGCAGAUGUCAUUCAAAGCCUGGAGACGAAUACUGUACAUUUACAUGGUAUUCUUAUUACUGAUGUGCUUAUUCACCAUGUCAAUGUUCUACUCGUACCAAUUCGCUGCGACCCAUGACUUUCUGGAUAAACAACUCAACAUCAAGAAAGAUAUAAAAGAAAGUUUCUUGGGCAUAUAUACAACGUAUACCUUAUGGGAUUAUGUAACUGCUAUAGUGGUUCCCGCUAUAUACAUCGUUUUUAUAUUGCUUCAAAUGACGUUCUUUCACAAGCCAUUCAUGCAAAUGUCAGAUGAAAAUAACACGAAAGCUGCGGAAGAAGAUGAUCGAAAUAGAGCGUUGUAUGGCAAACACAUGCGAAGAUGGGUAGCAUUUGUAGAUUUCGCAUUUCUUUUUAUGGAGCAACACUUGAUGAAAUUAGUGAUAUUACUGAUAUACUUCAUGUGCAUCGGGGAAGUUUGUGCGAUAAAUUUCAUCAUCCUAGCUCCUUUGUGUAUCACAAUGGUAACUGGAAGGUACUCUAGAUUGUAUGUUAUAUAUUGGGCAGCGUUAGUGGUUUCAACACACACUGUUAUGAAGAUGGUAUAUGCGAUGAGUAUCUUCGAUGCAUCUGACUACAAUGUUACUUGUAAUGUAACGAAGCAUCCAGAGCACAUAAGCAGGACACGCAACUUUGCUAAAUGGCUAGGAUUCAAAAAGUUCUCUUCUACUGAGUCGACAUUGUUCAAGCCCCUAAUGUGGCAGACACUUUUCGUGGCAACGUCAGCGCUUUGGAGUAUCGUAUGUGCUCGACAACGAAUCGUGAGAAAACAACACGGCUUAGACACACAGACUCCUGAAGUCAUGUUCCCAGAAAUCACAUAUCGUGAGUCUGACAUAAAUCUCAAAACUUUCCUGAAGUACGUUCUGAACUAUGGUUAUUAUCGCUUGGGGUAUGAGAUAACAUUAAUAUGUCUGGUAGUGGUGAUAUCAGUCCGUUUGGAUGGGUACGCUAUCAUAUACGCGGGAUGGCUCUGCGUACUAUUGGCACUACCCAGAAUUGUUGUCAGAUACAUUUGGAUACUAUUCACAUCAUUCAUAUCACUCUCCAUCAUUUGGCAGUAUAUCAUGGUCCUAGGAGCGCCACCGCAAUGGUGUUACGAAUACGAAUGGGAAACCCGCACACACUAUUGGACGGUAGCCCAAGACUUUUGGUUCCUGGUAGACAACUACCACCCACCGCCGCCCUAUAAACUCGCUGCAGAGAGCGUACUAGCCCUUUUUGCAUGUAAGCAGUUGCAGAACUUCAAUCUGGAAAUUCGCCUCUCACAUCGGGGCAACAGCUAUUACGAAGGAGGGAAUAACCAUAGCAUCAUCUCACAUUUCGAGGAACCGGAUCAUGUCAAUCCUGUCACUGAUUUCACCACAUAUAACACAUCUUAUUUGGACGUUUUCAAGAGAAUAUUGUUCAGCUUUUCCUACUAUGGUUCGAUGUGGAUAGUCUUCUUGGGCAGCGUGAACAGAGUCAACAUCUUCUCCAUAGUAUACUUAUGUUAUGUAUUUGUACACCUGUGGUACGGGCUCAACCUGUAUUAUAAGCCGCUACCAGUAAUACUCAAAUACUGGAACCAAUUGAUUGCUCAGAAUGUAAUUAUAAUCCUGAUCAAAGCCCUGCUUCAAGUGAUCGGAUGCUUCUAUAUGUACGUGAUACCUUUAGAAUAUUGUCCGUACCUGAGGUUGUUUGGAAUAGGUUGUGUGCGAAGGUUUGAACCCACGGACUAUUUUGAAAAGUUAGAGAAAGGUCUGGAUAUCUGCAAGGCAGCCACAAGCGAAAUGUCCGGUAUAGAGUGGGAUGCUGCUAUCUUCGCUUUCCUCAUCAUGCAGCGCAGAGUCUUCAGCAGUUACAAUUUCUUUUUAAUCAUCGAUGAUACGAAAGCGGGUCACCUGUUGUCCACUAGAGGUGCUGAAAUCUUGGGUGAAGCUCGUCGAAAAGAGCUAAAUGCUAUAACAGAGGAGCAAAAAAGUGUUAGGGAAAGAAUAAUCCUGAAGAUUAAGAAGGUGGAGGAAAAUAAAGCGAAAAUACAGGAGUGUAGGUCAGGACACUACGAGCUAUUCGACGAGUUGGAGGACCAAGUCAGUAUCGAUAUUCUACCUAAAAUGAAAGAAAUGGAGGUGAAACAAACUGUCAAGAAACAGAAACCUACGAAAAGCUUGGUGCAUUUAAUAUCGGUCAUGUAUCAAACCGAUAUGCGAACUGCUGUGAGGGGGUAUUACGAAGCUGACGCAGUCUCCAAAAGGAUGAAUCAAUGGGAUGAACCAUACAAAUGGUAUACAAAGGUGCUGUAUCUCCUCAAAUUCUGCUAUGCAGCCAUGGAUAUAGGAAUUGUUAGUGCUACAGGCUGGCUCGAACAACAUAACAGAGAUUAUGUAGAGGUGCGGGCUAUACUGAAUAAGGAAAAGCGUCUACUAAAAGAAACAACCGAUUACCAUGUUGGCGUCAGGGUUGCAGGCUGGUGGUUGCCCAGAGCAUCUUAUCAAACUUUGCUGUCCAAAUCUAAGCUGUCUAGACCGAAAAGGCCACCAAGGGAAAUGUCUCUGGAAGAACAGCCUCAUAUCGUGAAGUUGAUGCAAGCUCUCUGGCUGUUCACUGUAUCUAAGUCGGAUCUCUUGGCUUACUUUGCUGUCAUCAUGAACCAGGUGAUGCUUUCGCAACUAAUCACCAUCCCGCUAAGUAUCAUGGUAUUCUUUUGGGGGUCACUGUGUAAUCCAAGGACUUCAAGGACCUUCUGGAUCGUAAUGAUUGGAUACGUCGAACUGGUAAUUCUACUGAAGUGCAUCUUCCAGUUCUACGUGAUGCCAGGGAACCAAUACGAGAAAGUUAAAUCGAAUACUAAAAUGGACAAAGAAAAUCCACAGUACCCCCCCGUUGUAUUCGGCUUGCAGCAAAUGGACUUAUACUACAUCUAUGAAAUGUUCAUUCUUAUCGCUAUACUUCUGCAAAGGCACUACCUAAAAAAUAUUGGCCUAUGGACAGCCAUCAGAGAUACCACCAGAGAGGUUCAAAUAGAUGGAAAUUAUGUUUUGAACAAUGGAGAUUUCGAACCGGCUGAUGCUGAAACAUCCAUCACUCGGACUGAGUAUAGAAUAAAAAGCACUGGUGCUUCAAUUUUAGACAACAUCGUAAAGGCUUGCGGAACAAUUAUACUACAAUACGCAAUUGGCUUCCGUGAGUUCUAUCAAAGGCUGCUUUAUCAUGAUGCCCAGAAAGCAGUGGAUCUCUAUACGCUCAUGUUUUUAUGUGAUAUUUCUACUUUCAUACUUGUAACGAUGGGAUAUCCGUCAUUUUUUGAGUAUGAUAGCGACGUAUCAGUUGUGCAAUUCUUCACUUUGAGCUCAAUCCCUGUGCCCUUUGUGAUGGUUGUUUUCGCCCAUUUUGUCAGCAUUGGCGUAGACCGCUGCAUCUACCUGAAGAAAAACGUUAUUGGCAAGCUCACAUAUCAUGUACUGAACACUAUUUGGCUGCACGUUUGGUUGUUCCUUUUGCUUCCCCUCCUCACUAAUGGAAGAAUGGCGAAAGAUAUGACAGCGGUAAUCCUCUACUAUAUAGCGCGAUGUCUGUAUCUACUUGUGUCAGCCUAUCAGAUACGUUAUGGUUACCCCAGCCGUAUCUGGGGAUACUUCUAUGCCCAUAACUUCACCUUCUGGAAUCUAGCCCUUAUGAAAAUCUACAUGUUCAUCCCUUUCUUGUACGAACUACGUACCGCCCUUGAUUGGAUGCUAACCGAUACCGCCAUGGUUGUAUUCGAUUGGUUCAAGAUGGAGGACAUGUAUAUGUGCAUUUAUGAGGUCAAGUGUAAACGGUUAAUAGAGGAAGAAUACUGGGCGCCUGUAGGAAUCAAGAAGCAGAAUAUCUACAAAUACAUGUAUGGCCUAGGUUUCGUGGCUUUGAUCCUGGUGAUCAUAUGGUUUCCCAUAAUGACGUAUUCAUGGGGAAGGGCAAAAGGAAUUUCUAAUACUCCAACAGAAGCAAAACUCACUUUCACGUUGGGCAAAUAUGAGCCAAUUUAUGACAAUGUUGCACAACUUUACAAGUUCCAAAAUCAAGAAUUUGAAUACAUGAAGAAAACGUAUAAUGCCUUUGAGCCAUCCAAGAAUUUCUUAUAUGACUACGCGUACACGGACGUGGUAGCCAUGAUCUUCAAUAGCGGUGGACAAAUCUGGAUGAUUCGUGACCAGGGAAAGAAAAUGAUGGUUAACCAAAUGAAAGGAUGUCAUCCAAUAAAGGCAACUUUGAAGUGGGAAAUAACGCUGUUAACCGACGGAAAACAGAAGCAGGUUACAGGUCAAUUGUCAAAGUCAUUCUAUCCCUUCACAUCCGGCCGCAGAGAAAUCGUCAAGAUGAUGACGUUUAAGGCUGACAAAGAUACCACGCCACAAGGCGUGCGAUACUUUUUGCCUAAAUUUCUCAAAGUUACGCAAACUGGUGAAGUCAGCGAGGUCGAUGUGCUCAUGAAGCGUGUUGAAAACAGUAAGAAUGAUAAUUAUAAUAUAGUUAUAUCGUUCAAGUAUACGGUAAGGUAUAUCAGGAAAUAUACAACCCACUCCGUAUGAUGGGAAAUAGCCAAUCAAAGCAUACCUUCUAAAAGUUAACAUUAAUUAACUUGUCUCUUAGAUAGUGAAUCAAUGGCAUGGCGUACCAUUGAAGCCUACGCUCACGUACUCCAAAAUGAGAAAGGCAGGCUGUGGUGGGAGAUUCAAGAGAGAUGUCACGAUGACAACUACAAAACAUUAUUAGAAAAGAUGCCCUACAACGACUGCAAAGACAUUCUUGUCAUAUACUCCUUCACUGAUAAGGUAGUGGCGCCAUGGAAGAUUCUUGAAGUGAUGACUUGGUUUGCCGGUGAGGCGAGCAUUCUGUCCCUAUAUGGUGUGUACUUCUUCUUCCUGUCUGGUUUUAUCCGUGAUAUCAUCUUCAACAAAGUAGAGAAACUCUAUGCAACAGAUGCACCGUACGUGGAGAGGGUAUAUAGAACCUGCAUCGAACAUUUCACUUGCAGGGAAUAUGGUUUUGUGCAGUUGGAGAGCUACCACUGGAAAGAAAGUGUAUUCUUCUUUGCUUCAAAAGAAAUGAUGGUGAAGGUGACAAGAUACAAAGAUGAUCCGUACAACUCUGUGUUCUAUUGCAAGGAACUGGAUAACAUGAGAUGAAUUUAAUAAAGUAUUACAAUCAUAACCUUGUUUAAGUACGAGCAGAUGGAUCUUGGACUCAUAAAAAAUAGCGUCAAAUCCUGGAUAGAGAACUGAGAUCAAGCCUAAAUAAUGCUGAUGAGUUGCUAAAAAAGUACGUAACAGCUGUCCGUGGUUCGAUAUCUCUACUUGGGCGGAUGAAAGGAGCAUGUUUAAGUCAGACCAUCUAAGAAAAAUGUUAGGAGCGUAAAUGUAUAACAGACAAAUUAAUCGGCUCAAAUCCGCCAAUCAGGUCCGU
Messenger RNA from Acanthoscelides obtectus, 7814 nucleotides. Lineage: Eukaryota; Metazoa; Arthropoda; Insecta; Coleoptera; Chrysomelidae. The record is from the annotation of a GenBank genome assembly.